Molecule: messenger RNA, 2886 nt
Organism: Penicillium brasilianum
Lineage: Eukaryota; Fungi; Ascomycota; Eurotiomycetes; Eurotiales; Aspergillaceae
Source: the annotation of a GenBank genome assembly
AUGGAGCUCCGUCGCCGCUCCAAGCGCAGUCCAUUCUCCUGCGCCGUACUGCUCCUCGGCUUCCUCAAUUUCACUACCGCCAUUCCAUACACCCCAUCCUCCAUCUUCCUCUCUCCAUCACACAAUGACUCCCUUGCCUACCUGCUGCAGCCUAGCAGCUCCACCGAGGGCAAGACCGAGUUCCUGUCGCUGAACAUCUCCACGAACCUCGACUCCCAAAACCCCACUUACCAUACCUUGCUCGCAGAGACCCCAUUCCAGAGUACCAAGCAGAACUCGACCUUUGUUCCCGUCAUUGACGACCGCGGCAUCAUUUCAGUCUACGCAGGCAACUGUCACCAUGGAUCGGAGACCGACACCCUGUGGCGCUUUCAGCCCGACAACACCAGCUCGAUCGGCAAUGGAUCCUGGACGCAGUUCGCCGUGAACUCGGAGGAGGACAAUUCAAGACCGAAUUACCUGGCUGCUGGUUUCUCAUUCGUACCCAACAACACGACUGGAACUAUAUUCUACUCGUUUGGGGGGAUGUGUCCCUUUGCAAACAGCACGGACGAUACCUGGGUUUCCGCGGCAAACUAUUCGCAGUCCAUGGUUGUUAUGGAUCCUGAUUCGGAUAGCGACACCGAAUACAAUGCUGCGAUUACGGGAGACCGCGCACCGCCUGUCCGCGAGGCAGGAAUGGCUGUCGUUCCACUUCCAGCAACGACUUCGCGGACCCAGACCCAACAAGACUUCCUGUUUGUCGGCGGCCAUACACGAGAGGCCUUCCUCAAUAUGUCCCAGCUCGCGAUUUUCUCGGUACCGCAAGAAAGCUGGACUUUCAUCACCGUUACCUUGGAUCCCAAGUCUAGGACGGAACUAGCAGUGCGAGAUGCCGUCACGGUAGAGCCUCGAUCUGGACAUGCCGUCGUUCUGUCGAAGGAUGGGACGAAGGCCUAUGUGGUUGGAGGCUGGGUCGGAGACACCUCUACGCCUGCUGAUCCUCAAUUUGCAGUCCUUCAUAUUGGGGAAGAGUAUGGCGGCAAUGGUGAAUGGGCCUGGACUGUCCCCUCCUCCGAAGGAGUGGGGAUUCCCGAGGGAACCGGACUAUUUGGUCACUCGGUAGCAAUGCUAUCUGGAGGCGUGUUGAUGAUUGCCGGAGGAUACAGCAUUCCCAAACAAUCGUCAUCAAAACGUGCAAUGUCUCUGGCAGAACGUAAUUCCCAGGUCUAUCUCUACAACACUACCUCAAGCAGCUGGGUGACUUCCUAUUCAAAUCCUUCUGCCAGCUCUACGUCUACAGCAGCAUCUCAUCACCACGCGCUAUCUUCCGGUCAGAAGGCUGGACUCGGAGUUGGGCUAGGUCUUGGAAUACCUCUUGUCCUCGCAAUUGCAUUCUGUGUAUGGAGAUACCAUCGGAAGCGCACUUUACGAAGCAAGCGAGACUCACAACUUCGUGAGCUGGCCCUGGGCGCUGAACGGGCUCACUUCUGGGGUCGAGAUGAGCGCCAUCAGGCAAGCAGUAUCCGGAGCUCGCAGAUGAGCGAGAAACAAGACCCAGUUCCCGCGUAUCCCUGGUCUGCCAAUCGCAGUGUCAUCUCGCGGCCUGCAUCAUGGACAGACUCUGGCGAUGGAGCUGCAGAGAGGACCGGUCUGCUGACGGACUCUUCCGGUAGUCCAACCAAAGGGACACGCCCUAUGAGCCAGCAAAGAUCGUACCGCCCGUCCAGCUACGCCGAUUACCGCCGUAGCGAUAACACGAGCGAGAUUCACCCAAUUGACGAGCGCGAAGAGGACGAGGCAAUGUUUCGGGAACGCCUCAUGGCAACAAUCCCGAAGGAAACAAAGCCUGCCAUUCAGGACACGGAUGAUCCAUUUGCAGAUACCCCAUUUGUAACCCCCCGGACCACCAUCUUUGGUGUUGGCCUAGGACCAUUCUACAGCCGACGAAAGGAUAAUGGCUCCGUAUCAGACGGACGUGCCUCUCCCGCUGGGAAGAGUGACCGAACAUCCACUAACCUCUCUGACUCCUCGGCCUUCUCCUUCUGCUCCGCCACAACUAGGCCCACCGGGCAUGUCUCCCAGGCUCGAGGCGUGCUUGUCGAACGGCCAUUGAGCUGGGCCAGCAGCGGUGGUCGCUCUGCGGACCAGCUUGCAGCGGGGUCGACAAAUGGCGAUGGGGAGGGAGUAAAUGCCCCUUCGAUAAAAUCCUUCUCAACGGAUUCCUACUCAACCGCCCAAACCACCUUCUCCCACCGGCAGGCCGAGAAUGAAUCUCUCCUACACGAUGGAACGGAAAUCAUCACCCCUAUAACCCCAACCGAAUCCUCGCCCUCCAAACUCCCACCGGGGUCCAAGCCCAGAGCGUCAGACUGGAUGCUCAACACGGUCCGCCGCGCUUUAACUCUCACCCGUCGUAGCGGUCCAUCCACCCAGCACGAUGACCAGGUCGAUGAAACAGCUUACCUAGCCUCAGGCAUCGACAGGCGCAGCACUUUCCUAGGCUCCGGUCCCACGCCUAUUGCCAGCAGCACUACUACACCUCGCCGCGCAGUGAGUGCUUCUGCAGAACUUUUCCGCCGCAAACAAGGCGCGAAGGACUGGAACGCGAAGAAUCGCCUGUCCGAGGGACCCCUCGUCAUGCCCCGUGGUACGCGCGAUGACCUCUAUAUUGGGGCACCGGGUUAUCUGGGCAAUGACGAGACUUGCGACGAGUACGAGGAUGACUGGGAUGUCGAGGGUGCGGCGGAGGGUCGCAGUGUGCAGAUGACGUACACGGUGCCUCGUGAGAAGUUGCGGGUUGUCAAUGCUUCGGCUCGGGAUAUGGAUAAUAUCUCGGAACGAUCUAUCAGUGGGGGGUUUCGGCGUAUCAGCGACUCGAUAAGUCAUCGACGAGUUAGUCGUUAG